AUGGCACGCGAACGUUUCAUCAUAGAAUUUUGCAACGCGACCACAAUGGUCAAAAAGAAUACACUUCCUGUGAGUCGGUGUGUCAACAUGACGAUAGCGAACUUCCCCUCGCUUACUGCGCGGUCGGAGGAGUACCUGACUAUCCUCUGGAAAAUUACGACCAAAGGCGAUGAUGUGCCGAAAGAUGUGUAUGUGAGGACGAUGCAAUACUUAGACAACUUAUACUUCAAAACGGGUGAAUUGAACGGACAGGUCAUCUUUACAGCAGCGUUCUUCACAUUAGACAGUGAUGGACAAUACUCGUUGAACACUAAAGAGACUUCCGAGUACUUCAAACGCCUUGGCGACAAGAAGAGUAUUAAAAUGGUGUCGAGUUAUAUAAAAGAGCAUGACGAGAAUGGGGAUGGGGUCUUACAAUUGAAUGAAUUUCUGGAUGCGAUGAAUGCAAGUUAUAACAUCAGUACUAUCCCAACAGCACAAUUUCUUCAAAUGAUUGCCUUCACCAAUUAUUACGAAAGAUUCUUGUUAGUCCCUCAGAGCAAAGGGAAAGUCCUCCAAGAAGACAUGGUCGACUAUCUUCUGAAGAAUUGCGAAGACAGAAGUGUCGUCCACAAACAAUUUGUGGUGUUCAUAUUGUUGAUGUGUAAAGACAAGAAGUACAUCAGUCGAGCGGAGUACGUCGCUCUGUCACAACAACUCAAUUUCAUCACUACAAAAAUCGGUAAAUUGACAAACGAAGUCUUGAUGACGUGUAGUUUUCGAGUCUUAGAUAAGACCCUUUCAGCUUCUAUAGACAAAGGAGAGUUGGCCAAGUUUCUUAAAGUCUCCGGGAUGGAAAGUAAGAAGAGUGUUGUGUUAAAAUAUAUAGAAGAGUUAGACGAGAACGGCGACGGAGUGUUACAAAUUGAUGAAAUGUUGUCCAUUUUAAAGGUCUUUGUGAAGAACCACGUCUUUAACACGGAGAAGUACUUAAACAACUUGAACGCGCGAACGUCCAAAGAACUUGUUGAUUGUAAGAGUGACCAGAAAAUUAAAGUACCAAGUCAUUUACUUAAUGUGAGUACAAGUCAGACACUAACGAAGAUCCCGGAGAAUUGCAUCUCGUUAGAUUUGUACAUCUCAAGCUUCAAAAGUUCGUUUGAGAAACAAUAUCUUGACAUCGAGAAGUUUGUCACGUUCUUAUUUACUGUAGCAGAUAAGAAGAACGAAGGCUAUAUCUUCAAAGACCAGUUCAAUAUGAUCUUCCAAGUCGUUCAAGACAACAACGGAGUUGUCAAAAGAGACGAAGACCUCUUUAAGUUGUGUUUUGAAUUAACGGAGUAUCCGUCGAAGAAAGGGAUUGACGUGAAUGGGUUGAUGACAUUGUGCGCCAAAUUGGACUCUCCGUUUGAAAGCGAGGAAGACGCGUUAAAGACUUUAGUGAUGUACGACGACAACAGAAAUGGGUGUAUUGAAGUGGACGAGUUCAUGUUGAUGAUGUUUGAGGACGACGACCCAAAGUUGGACGACAGCGAAGAAGUGACGAAACACAAGAACACGCGGAUGGCUAUUAAACUCUUCAGAAGUCAUGAUUUGGAUCGUGAUGGGUAUUUGAAUGAAAAGGAGGUGUUAAAUGUGUUUGUAGUGAUAUGGGAUACACUCUCUUCAACCGAUCAAAAGGCUAUUAAAAUCGCUUUUCUGUUAUAUGGCGAUGGAGACCGAAUUGAUGAAAAUGGGUUCAUUCAAAUGUGUUUGAUGUUCUUAUACUCAAUGGAAGACAACGAGGCAAGUAAUAUCAAAUUUCUCUAUGUCUUGAAGAAUGUCUUCUACAUGUUCGCAAAGAACGGAAACAACGUGAUGGAUAAAAACGAGUUGAAAACUUUACUCGAGAAGUUUAAACUGCCUGCAACACCUUAUGAUAUUCAAAACGUGAUGACAAAAUAUGGGAUAGCUAAUAUGUUACCAAUCGAACAAUUUUCUGUGGUAUUUCCUCAACUCUUGGGAUAUUAA
This is a messenger RNA of Entamoeba invadens IP1, 1989 nucleotides long. RefSeq lists its product as hypothetical. Gene Ontology annotation, molecular function: calcium ion binding. The transcript has a single exon. Bases 1 to 1989 code for a protein of 662 amino acids. The record is from RefSeq and is a predicted model, not a curated record. Lineage: Eukaryota; Evosea; Mastigamoebida; Endamoebidae.